Staurois parvus is the source of this 2445-nucleotide messenger RNA. NCBI's taxonomy places the organism in Eukaryota, Metazoa, Chordata, Amphibia, Anura, Ranidae. The record is from the annotation of a GenBank genome assembly.
AUGCUAGACAACAUGGAGAGAGGACUGCAAGUAAAACCAGAAAGACCGUCAACUUUAAAAAUGCUUCCUACAUAUGUCCGCUCAACUCCAAAUGGCACAGAAUUUGGCGAUUUCUUGGUACUGGAUCUAGGAGGAGCCAUAUUUCGUAUUCUCAAGGUAAAGUUAAGCCGUGCUUCUGGAGUGGAGAUGGAGAGUGAAGUAUUUGAGAUAUCUGAAGAAAUUCGGACUGGAACAGGUGAACAGCUGUUUGACCAUGUUGCUGAUUGCCUUGGCCGUUUCCUUCAACAUCGCAACCUUGGUAAAGAGGUUUUGCCAUUGGGAUUCACCUUCUCAUUUCCUUGUGUGCAGAGUCAACUAGAUAAGAGUGUACUUAUCUCUUGGACUAAAGGUUUCCGUUGCUCUGGCGUGGAGGGCAAAGAUGUGGUCCAGUUACUAAGAAAUGCCAUCCAAAGGCGUGGGGAUUAUAAAGUGGAUGUUAUUGCCAUUGUCAAUGACACAGUUGGAACAAUGAUGAGUUGUGGCUACAAGGACCACAGCUGUGAAGUUGGAUUUAUUGUUGGUACUGGUACCAAUGUCUGUUACAUGGAGGAGAUGGGCAACAUGGAAGCUGUGGAAGGCGAUGAAGGUACAAUGUGUAUCAACGUGGAAUGGGGAACACUUGGAGAUGAUGGGACACUAAAUGAUAUUGUAACUGAGUAUGAUUCACAGAUGGAUCAAACAUCUAGUGAACCUGGAAGACAACGCUUUGACAAAAUGAUUAGUGGAAUGUAUAUGGGAGAAAUUGUGCGUCAUGUGCUUGUCAAACUGACCAGUCAGGGAUUACUCUUUGGUGGUGUGUCAACACAGCAGCUUCUUAAAAAAGGAACCUUUGGAACUAAGGAUGUGUCGGACAUUGAGAAUGACAAUUUUCCUUUUGAGAAAACUAAAAGUGUUUUGGCUGCCUUGGGUCUAAAGCCAAGUGAACAGGACUGUGUCCAGGUAAAGUGUGUGUGCAGUGCGGUGUCUUUGAGGUCUGCCAGGCUGUGUGCUGCUGGACUUUCUGCAGUUGCCAGCCGCAUAAAGAACAAUCGCCAGCACUAUCUGGGUAGAGUCACAGUGGGCGUCGAUGGAUCUGUCUACAAAACAAACCCCAAAUUUGGUGAACACCUCAAUGAAGCUUUGAGAGAGCUUGCUCCAGGAUGUCAAGUUAAGUUUUUGGUUUCUGAGGAUGGAAGCGGAAAGGGCACUGCCAUAGUAACAGCUGUAGCUCAAAGGCUUGCAACCCAGAGAAAGCACAUUGAUGAAAUCUUAGCCCCUUUUCUUAUGUCCGAAGCAAAGCUAAAGGAGGUUCAAGGCCGUAUGCGUAAUGAAAUGGAGAUUGGUCUACAUAGGCAGACACAGCCUGGAGCUACUGUGAAGAUGCUUCCCACCUAUGUACGCGCUACGCCAGAUGGAACAGAAGUUGGAGAAUUCAUUGCUCUGGAUUUAGGUGGGUACCAAUUUCAGAGUUUUGUGUGUAAAUGUGGGCUUGAAAAAUGAGGGUGGCGUACAGAUGAAAAGCAAGACCUUUACCUUGCCUACUGAAGUGAUUCAAGGGACUGGAGAAGGGCUAUUUGAUCACAUUGUGGACUGCAUCACAGAAUUUCAGAAAGACACUGGCCUUCAAGGAAAGAAACUACCUUUAGGCUUCACAUUUUCCUUUCCCUGUAAGCAGACCAGCCUUGAUCAGGGUAUCCUAAUUUCAUGGACAAAGGGUUUCAGUGCAUCUGGAUGUGUAGGGGAAGAUGUUGUCAGGCUUCUUAGGGAGGCAGCCAGUCGUAAAAACAACCAUGAUUUCCGUGUGGUAGCAUUGGUGAAUGAUACAGUGGGAACAAUGAUGUCCUGUGGAUAUGAUGAUACAGCCUGUGAGAUUGGACUGAUUGUUGGAACAGGAACUAAUGCUUGUUAUAUGGAGGAAAUGAGGAAUGUGGAAGUGUUUGGAAGGUGUCGAGGGACGGAUGUGUAUCAAUAUGGAGUGGGGGGCAUUUGGAGACAAUGGGUGCCUUGAUGAUAUUACUACUUCCUUUGACAAUGAUGUGGAUAAGUUCUCAAUAAAUCCUGGAAGACAAAGGUAUGAGAAGAUGAUCAGUGGAAUGUACCUGGGAGAGAUUGUACGCCAGGUCUUAAUUUUACUUACAAAGGAUGGAAUUUUAUUCCGUGGCAACAUUUCAGAACAGUUGAAUACUAGAGGCCUAUUUCCUACAAAGUAUUUAUCUCAGAUUGAAAGUGACAGUCUGGGACUCCUGCAGGUGCGAUCCAUUCUAACAAAACUAGGUCUGAAGAGCACAUGUGAUGAUACGGUUAUAGUGAAGGAGGUGUGCACUGUAGUGUCAAUGAGAGCAGCUCAACUGUGUGCUGCCGGAAUUGCCGCUGUUGUUGAGAAGAUGAGAGAAAAUCGGGGCCUUGAUCAUCUGAAAAUCACUGUAG